AAACGUUAAGAAACACGUUUAGCCACGCCCUUUUCAGCAGUUGCUAAUGCCAUCACAGAGACACGCUAUCUACCGCCAUCUUACUAAAUACAACCCAUAUAUAUAAAUAUGUAUCACUUGACGUGUACAGCAUUAAAAGACUUAACGAGGAUAGUAACAAUCGGACCUUUUGGGGAGUUGCCAUAGUAACCUCUGAUUACAUCUUUCAUCCGGGCAUAAUAAAAUAUACACAAAAUUAAGAAGACGCAACACCUUCGAAAUCGUUUAUUUCGUGUUUGACAGCCUAACCUUCUGGAUUUGCCAUUUACAUUUACAAAAAAUGCGGCCAGGUAAUUAUGCGGUAGCUGGAAACUCCCGCAGGACGCCGAAUGUUGGACGGAAGACGGUGAACGUCAAGACGGGACUACUCCGAUUGUUCUCCAUCAUCAACAUUCUCAUCUACUCUCUCUGCGUCGGCUUAGAGGCGGUCCAUCCGUACAUUGGCCAGGGCAUCUGGGGUUCCAGCGUUCACUUGAUUUCCGGCUUAGUUGGAUUCAGCGGUUCUUACAGGCCCACAAAAAUGAGGUUGUCAUGGGUGUUGGCCUUCUCCUGUUUAUCCAUCAUGUUCGCCUUGAUUGUCAGCGGUUUGUCGUGGGCUGGCUACACCGACUGCCAUCACUAUCAUUCUGAAUACGACCUUGAUAUUGACAUUUGCAAAAAACCCAUUUCUCAACUGGCUUUAUUGGUCGUUAAUAUCGUGGCCCUCAUCUUCAGCCUUUUGUCCGUCAUUGUGGUUGCACGUCCGUUGUGUUGUGCUCCCCCUCAGCCGCAGAAUCGGCCAGGUUUUCCUAACAUCAAUGUCUCCGUCAUCGGAUCUUCAACAGACACGUCCAGGGGGAUGACAACGGUUAACUCGUCAGCUAUUCAAACCUUUCCGUCGCACAGGCCAGAGCGGGAAAUCCUCGCUAGAAUGGCCUUAUUUUCAUCACGUCGCCUGGAAGAAGAAGAAGAAGAACGACCUCCUCGUUAUUCUAUUGCCGUGGCAGAAUCUGAUGAACAGCAAGCACAAAGUUAACAAUACAAUAUUUAUUUGCGAAUCAAAUCAGCUGGCUUUCCUAUAUUGCUGUAUGAAAUGCAUCGUUUUUGUUGUCUAUGGAACGGUCUAUAACCAAUCAAAUAAUUCUUUGAAUUGAUAUAGAAUUUGUAUAUUAUUCACCAACGGACGUGUGUAACGUAUUUGUUCUAAUAAUAAUCCGUUGCGAAAUUUAGUAUUUAUUAAACGAUUUGCUUUUCCA
Daphnia magna is the source of this 1274-nucleotide messenger RNA. RefSeq lists its product as uncharacterized. Lineage: Eukaryota; Metazoa; Arthropoda; Branchiopoda; Diplostraca; Daphniidae. Bases 320 to 1054 code for a protein of 244 amino acids. The record is from RefSeq and is a predicted model, not a curated record. The transcript has 6 exons.